AUGGAGCUUGGUUCGGAGGAGUCCCAUUCAUCUACAUUCUGCUUCAAUGGCGAAGAUCACACCUUGGGCAACUCGUUGCGAUUCCUCCUCAACAAAGACCCUAGGGUGGUGUUCUGUGGCUACAGCGUCCCUCACCCGUCCGAGAACAAGGUGAAUGUGAGAGUCCAAACAACAGGUGCGCCAGGCAAGGAGGUUUUCAAGGAUGCGUUGUUGGACAUGGUGGCCAUCUGCGAGCAUGUAAGCACCACCAUGGACUCGGCCGUGGGGCGAUUCAAGGCCAACGAGCAGCGUCCAGAGGUGAGCACGCGAACGGCAACGCACGCCUCCGGCUUGACUCACCGAUCGGGCAAUUGA
Selaginella moellendorffii is the source of this 354-nucleotide messenger RNA. Its product is annotated as DNA-directed RNA polymerases I and III subunit RPAC2. The transcript has 3 exons. NCBI's taxonomy places the organism in Eukaryota, Viridiplantae, Streptophyta, Lycopodiopsida, Selaginellales, Selaginellaceae. Gene Ontology annotation, cellular component: RNA polymerase I complex; RNA polymerase III complex. The record is from RefSeq and is a predicted model, not a curated record. Gene Ontology annotation, molecular function: protein dimerization activity; DNA-directed RNA polymerase activity; DNA binding. The coding region runs from base 1 to 354 and encodes 117 amino acids. Gene Ontology annotation, biological process: DNA-templated transcription.